UUAAAGUUUCUACUUUCUUUACUGACAUGGAUGCCAAGAACCCUAAUACCCCACCAAAGAAAGUAACCCUUUUCAGACAUGUUUUUAUUCCUGUUUCAGAAACCAGAUUUGUUUCGAACACAGUGUCUUUUUCUUCGAUUAAUACCGCAGAACAGCCCGGCCAGAAACAUCCUCAAAUUCCUCGUUCUACCUUCGAGGAUGUUUCUUGUUCUUACCAUUCUCUUGUUAUGGAUGUCUGGUUCUUCUGCUGCUUCUUUCAAUCUUACAUUACCCCAUCAGCAUCCUGACCCUGACUCUGUUGCUGAUGAACUUCAAAGGACAGUCAAUGCAUCUGUAUGGAGAAGACAAAUGCUGUCCGAAUCGAAGGAUCAAACUUCCUCUUGCCUCACCGGAAACCCCAUCGACGAUUGCUGGCGGUGCGACCCGAAUUGGGCGGCGAACCGGCAGCGACUAGCUGACUGUGGUAUCGGGUUCGGCCGCGACGCCAUGGGUGGCAAAGGCGGCAAAAUCUACAUCGUUACCGACUCGUCGGAUUCGGAUCCGACGAACCCCACUCCGGGAACUCUCCGCCACGCUGUGAUCCAAUUCGAACCCCUGUGGAUAAUCUUCUCCGCCGACAUGAACAUCAAGCUCAAAUACGAACUUAUCAUCAACAACUUCAAAACCAUCGACGGCCGUGGCGCCAACGUCCACAUCACCGGCGGCGGAUGCAUCACCAUCCAUUCCGUGUCCAAUAUCAUCAUCCACAACAUCCACGUGCACCACUGCAAACCCUCCGGCAAUGCCAACAUAAGGUCGACCCCGAGCCAUGUGGGGCAUUGGGGGCUAUCGGACGGAGAUGGGAUAUCGAUAUUUGACUCGAGGAAGAUUUGGAUCGACCAUUGCUCGCUUUCAUACUGCAAAGAUGGGCUGAUAGAUGCAACAAUGGGAUCGACGGGGAUAACAAUAUCAAACAGCUACUUCUCGCACCAUGACAAGGUGAUGCUGUUGGGGCACGACGACAAGUACACGCAGGACUCAGGGAUGCAAGUCACCAUUGCGUUCAACCACUUCGGCGAGGCGCUGAGCCAACGCAUGCCGCGUUGUAGGUAUGGCUACAUUCAUGUCGUCAACAAUGAUUUCACCGCUUGGGAAAUGUAUGCCAUUGGCGGCAGUGCCCGCCCAACCAUUAACAGUCAGGGCAACCGUUACACCGCGCCGGUGGACCCUAAUGCCAAAGAGGUGACGAAACGUUUAGACACGGCGGAGACGGAGUGGGCGGCGUGGAAUUGGCGGUCGGAGGGUGAUAUUUUGGUGAACGGCGCGUUUUUUGUGCCGUCUGGUGCCGGACUUAGCACCCAGUACGGUAAGGCCUCCAGCGUCGAGCCUAAGUCGGUGGCUCUCAUCAAUCAGCUCACUAUGAACGCCGGCGUUUUCGGCGCCCCCAGGUACAAUGUAGGUCAAGGAAUUGUAUAUCAAGGGUUCAACGGUAGCAACGGUGGCGAUGACAAUAGCGAUGGCGAUGAUGAUGGCGGAUAUGGUGGUAACACUACCAUAAAUAACAAUCCAAUUUAUGGGAAUGGCGGUGGUAGCAAUGAUGGCUACCACGGAAUGAUAUUUAAAGGUGACGGAUAUAGAUCAUCAUCACUAUCGUCGUCGUCAAACUUAUGUAUCCAAAUUAUAAUAAUUUUGUAUAUAGUAAAAAAUUAUAGCAGUCUAUCGACAUUAUAGAAAAUA
Cucurbita pepo subsp. pepo (vegetable marrow) is the source of this 1716-nucleotide messenger RNA. Its product is annotated as putative pectate lyase 18. NCBI's taxonomy places the organism in Eukaryota, Viridiplantae, Streptophyta, Magnoliopsida, Cucurbitales, Cucurbitaceae. Gene Ontology annotation, molecular function: pectate lyase activity. The record is from RefSeq and is a predicted model, not a curated record.